AUGAACUUUGGUUGUAAAAAACAACAGAUUUCGGUGCAAGACGAACCCGCUACAAAAGAUUGUCAAUUAAGAACUGGCAACUUCGUGAUUGACGGUACGUCAAUCGUCGUGACUCUCGCUGCAAUCGUCGUGACUCUCGCUGCUCCACGAGAUGAACCCGUUGAAAGAGGACCAGCUGGACCACCCGGGUACUACAACGAUUUUGGAUAUUCAUACGGCUAUGGUAGAGGUGGUGCUGGGUAUGGAGGAUCACCAGGAGGAUCCGCCCCUUAUUACGCGAGGGACAUGUACAGCUCACCUCGCGGAGGGUACGGUCGGCCCUCAUACGAUGCAUGGGGUUUUUCGCCGCCAGUUCAGUCAAGGCUACACCUCGCUCCGCCACGUUGGUGCUGGAGCGCCCGACCCAUUAUCUAUCCGCCGGCCACGUGUUUAUUAACUUGA
Cooperia oncophora is the source of this 441-nucleotide messenger RNA. NCBI's taxonomy places the organism in Eukaryota, Metazoa, Nematoda, Chromadorea, Rhabditida, Trichostrongylidae. The record is from the annotation of a GenBank genome assembly.